GAGGCACCUCAGGCUUCCACCCGCUCCUCCUCGUCGUCUUCCCCUGCUUUUGCAAAGGAAGAGAAAGCUGCUGCUGCCUCUACAUCACCGCCUACCGCAGAGGAGGAGGCUCCCUCCACUCUACAUCCCCGCCUCACCCUUCCAAUUCUCCACCGUGUCCCACCGAUCUCUUGCCCCGCUCAUGAACUCGAUCCGGGAGGAUACAUGACUGUUGCUACCCGACCUUGAUUUGGGAGAAAUCUACAUUUGAAUCAGUUGUGUCUGUGAGAGGGAGAACAAGCGAGAGUAGGAAAGCGAGUUUGUGAUUUUGGCCAUGGCGACUCCCGCGGCCGCGCAUCCCGGGGAACCCUCGGACCCCAAGCCAUCUUCAAAAAAGGAUUUUUCUACUGCUAUCUUGGAGCGCAAGAAGGCUCCUAAUCGUUUGAUUGUUGACGAAGCUGUGAACGAUGAUAACUCUGUGGUAGCAUUAAACAUGGAGACCAUGGAAAAGCUGCAGCUUUUUCGUGGAGACACUGUGCUGAUUAAGGGCAAGAAACGCAAGGACACUGUGUGUAUUGUGUUAGCUGAUGACACUUGUGAUGAACCUAAGAUACGGAUGAACAAGGUGGUGAGAGCCAAUCUUCGGGUUCGCCUAGGAGAUGUGGUGUCAGUUCACCAAUGUGCAGACGUGAAAUAUGGAAAACGUAUCCAUGUCCUUCCAUUUGAUGAUUCAAUUGAAGGAGUUACUGGAAACCUUUUCGACGCUUACUUGAAGCCAUACUUCCUGGAAGCUUACAGGCCAGUUCGCAAAGGUGAUUUAUUCCUGGUGCGGGGAGGUAUGAGGAGCGUGGAGUUUAAAGUUGUAGAAACAGACCCUGCAGAAUAUUGCAUUGUUGCGCCCGAUACUGAAAUCUUUUGCGAGGGCGAGCCUUUGAGGCGCGAGGACGAGGAAAGAUUAGAUGAAGUUGGUUAUGAUGAUGUGGGUGGAGUUCGCAAGCAGAUGGCGCAGAUCCGCGAGCUCGUAGAGUUGCCUCUACGACAUCCUCAACUCUUUAAGUCCAUUGGUGUAAAGCCUCCCAAGGGUAUUUUGUUGUUUGGUCCUCCUGGUUCAGGAAAGACAUUGAUCGCUAGGGCGGUAGCCAACGAAACCGGAGCUUUCUUUUUCCUUAUUAACGGUCCUGAGAUCAUGUCAAAGUUAGCUGGUGAGAGCGAGAGUAAUUUGAGAAAAGCUUUUGAGGAGGCAGAGAAAAAUGCGCCGUCCAUCAUUUUCAUUGAUGAAAUCGACUCUAUUGCACCGAAGAGGGAAAAGACUCAAGGCGAGGUGGAAAGGCGAAUUGUGUCCCAGUUGUUGACACUUAUGGAUGGCUUAAAGUCACGUGCCCAUGUCAUUGUCAUGGGAGCUACCAACCGUCCGAACAGUAUUGACCCCGCUCUACGUCGUUUUGGACGGUUUGAUCGUGAGAUCGAUAUCGGUGUUCCAGACGAAGUUGGCCGACUAGAGGUAGUUCGUAUCCAUACGAAGAACAUGAAGCUGGCCGAGGAUGUCAACCUGGAGAGGAUUGCUCAUGACACUCAUGGGUUUGUUGGAGCUGAUUUAGCUGCACUAUGUACAGAAGCAGCACUACAAUGUAUUCGUGAGAAGAUGGAUGUGAUAGACUUGGAAGAUGAAACAAUUGAUGCUGAAGUGCUUAAUUCUAUGGCUGUAACUAAUGAGCAUUUUCAGACUGCUCUUGGCAUCAGUAACCCCUCUGCACUUCGGGAAACCGUGGUGGAGGUGCCCAAUACCACCUGGGAAGACAUUGGAGGUCUGGAGAAUGUUAAGCGGGAGCUACAAGAGACUGUGCAAUAUCCAGUGGAGCAUCCUGAGAAGUUUGAGAAAUUUGGAAUGUCACCAUCAAAGGGAGUGUUGUUUUAUGGUCCACCUGGAUGUGGAAAGACGCUUCUUGCCAAGGCAAUUGCGAACGAGUGCCAAGCUAAUUUUAUCAGUGUGAAGGGACCAGAGUUGUUGACCAUGUGGUUUGGUGAGAGUGAAGCAAACGUGCGCGAUGUGUUUGAUAAGGCUCGCCAGUCAGCUCCUUGUGUCCUUUUCUUUGAUGAGCUGGACUCGAUCGCAAAUCAGCGUGGCAGUAGUCAAGGGGAUGCCGGUGGUGCAGCUGAUCGUGUCUUGAAUCAGUUGCUCACAGAGAUGGAUGGUAUGAAUGCUAAAAAAACGGUAUUCAUUAUUGGUGCGACGAACAGACCUGAUAUUAUUGAUUCCGCUCUUCUCCGACCUGGACGUUUGGAUCAACUUAUUUAUAUUCCACUACCAGAUGAAGCUUCUCGUUUGAGAAUCUUCCAGGCCGCUUUGAGAAAGUCGCCUAUAGCGAAAGAAGUGGAUUUGCAGGCUUUGGCGAAGUUUACACAAGGUUUUAGCGGUGCAGAUAUAACUGAAAUUUGCCAGCGUGCCUCCAAGUACGCUAUUCGUGAGGACAUUGAGAAGGACAUUGAAAGGGAGAAGAGAAGGGCUGAGAAUCCUGAAGCCAUGGAAGAAGACGAGGUGGAAGAAGUUGCACAAAUCAAAGCUCGUCAUUUCGAGGAAGCCAUGAAGUUUGCUCGCCGCAGUGUGAGCGAUGCUGACAUUCGCAAAUAUCAAGCAUUUGCCCAGACUCUUCAGCAAUCACGUGGGUUUGGGUCGGAGUUUCGAUUCGCAGAUCGCCCUGCCGCUGCCACUGGAGCACCCUAUGCCGCAGAAACCACUCCGGCAUUUGGUGGUGCUGCAGAUGACGAUGAUUUGUAUAACUAGAACUGUGAAUGUUUCAGUGACGGGCUGUAGGCCCUUGGUACACAUUUGUACACAGCUUCUUCUCUUCAUUCAAGUACUUGAAUGAGAAAAUUUUAUUCACCUUAGUUGGGUGUUGAAGUUUUUUCGCCAAUUAUUUUGGGCGGUGCUGACUUCUAAUCGAUGGACUCGUUUAAGAGAUUUUUAAGCCGAGUUCUCCUCCUAAAUUACUGUGGAUGGAAGUUGGCUUCCACGUUGGUGAUGCUAGUUACAGCAGUUGCUGCAACAGAUUUCGUCGUCUGUUCAAUCUGCUCGUUACUAUCUGCAGUUCAUCUCCUGGUCAACGUGUUUGGUGAGGUGGAAGUGUUGACAGUAAUCACUGGGCUGUUGGACUGCCCUAAGUUUUAAUUUCAAGCCAUUCCAACCAUUCAUAA
Molecule: messenger RNA, 3171 nt
Organism: Physcomitrium patens
Lineage: Eukaryota; Viridiplantae; Streptophyta; Bryopsida; Funariales; Funariaceae
Product: cell division control protein 48 homolog A
Biological process (GO): retrograde protein transport, ER to cytosol; mitotic spindle disassembly; autophagosome maturation
Cellular component (GO): cytosol; nucleus; VCP-NPL4-UFD1 AAA ATPase complex
Molecular function (GO): polyubiquitin modification-dependent protein binding; ATP hydrolysis activity; ATP binding
Source: RefSeq, a predicted model, not a curated record